AUGAGUGACCGGAAACGACCGUGUCCCAAAGAGCAGGAUAUAGAUGCAGAUUGUCCUUUCACUAUCGUCUACAAGGCCAACCCUCCACGCGCUGAAGAGAAACGAGAAAAGGAAAAAAAUGGAAAAACGUGCACGCGCCGGGAUCGACAUGAUUCCAAGCACUUUCAACUCCAAACGUUUGACUUCCCACGUACGAGUGCCUUCAAGGCCAUGGAUGUUUACUACGUCGUACAGCCGAGCAAUCGGUGGCUUGGCAUGACACGGUAUAAAAACUUUCGAAAUGGAUUUACAUGUACCACCGGGGAUUUUGUCGUCGUUGCCAAUGAACAGAGCAUCAAGCGGCAAUGUACCGAGAACCACGUACAGGACGGAAACUCCAAGCUGCACGAUGAUCAUUGGAUAGCGCAGGUCCUUGAGAUCAGAGCUUUGGAUACAUUUAACAUUUACGCGCGUGUAUCUUGGAUGUACAGGCCACACGAUAUCCCCCCGGCACUUUACGAGGCAGGACGAUAA
This is a messenger RNA of Fusarium poae, 513 nucleotides long. RefSeq lists its product as uncharacterized. The record is from RefSeq and is a predicted model, not a curated record. The transcript has a single exon. The coding region runs from base 1 to 513 and encodes 170 amino acids. NCBI's taxonomy places the organism in Eukaryota, Fungi, Ascomycota, Sordariomycetes, Hypocreales, Nectriaceae.